Messenger RNA from Dermatophagoides farinae (American house dust mite), 3040 nucleotides. Its product is annotated as protein Jade-1. Gene Ontology annotation, biological process: regulation of transcription by RNA polymerase II. Lineage: Eukaryota; Metazoa; Arthropoda; Arachnida; Sarcoptiformes; Pyroglyphidae. The record is from RefSeq and is a predicted model, not a curated record.
CUUUUUAGAUUCUUUGUCGUCUUUAAUAACGUCUUUUUUAACAACACGCCCCUUCUACAUAUCGAGUUGUUUUUUUUUACCACCCCACUUAUAAUUGUUUAUUAUCACCAUCGACAUAAUUUCGUUCCAAUUUAUAUAUUCCAUAAUAAUAAAAUAGAUAAUUGAAAGGUUGUUUAUGUCAUUUUGAUUUAUAAAAUUUCUUCAUUCUGUGCAUUUUUACAAUAUAAAGAUUUUUAUAUCUAAAAUCAAUACUGUCAUACUCAAUGGUUCAAAUCACGUCCACAAUUUCAUCAAAACAAAAUUGCUCAUAUGGACAUUCAUUUAGUUGUCAUAUUAUUGAUUCUUGAAAAUAAUUUUGAAUUUGUUCAAUAUAACAUUUUUCAUUGUUGAAUCAAUUACCACUAGCCAUUGAUCAUUACACAUGUAUGAUUUUGAAACUUUUGGCGCCAAUUUGGACUAUUGUUUCAUAUAUAAGUUUAAAUCGAACUAGUUCGAUUGAUUUUAGUAAAAAAAAAUAUGAAAUCACAAGAUUUCGCUGGUCCCAGUGAACCAAAAAGUUCAAAACGAUAUAAAAAUGAUUCUUACUUUUUCAACGAAUCAUUCAAUAAAUCUAGAAUUUAUAAUCUAGAAUAUAGAAAGAAACCGGCCGAAUUGGUACGAAAAGAUUUAAUAUCGGCUAUGAAAUUGCCCGAUCAUGAAACAUUAAAUCGUGAUGAUUAUCUUCUCAUUCUUGAUUCUUGGCGUGAAGAAUGGGAAAAAGGAGUUCAGGUUCCUGUAAAUCCAGAUUCAUUGCCACAUUCCAGUGUUGAAAUGAUAAGUGAAAUUAAUAAUGAUCUUCCUUCAUCAAGCAGUAAAGAAUUUAACCUUCCUAAAGAAUGGAUAACUACGAUUAAUACUCCUGAGAAUAACCGCCAAACAUCUAGCUAUGAACUUGAUUUACAGGAUAUAUGUUGGCUUCAAACCGUUCGUGAAUCGGAUCUCGAUUUGGAUCUAUCACAAAAUUUUCUUGAAAAAGUUAUCAAUCUAUUUGAGCAACAUUGUGCUGAAAAUAUUAAAGAUCGUCAAGUUGGCAUUGAAUAUGAUGAGCAUAUUGUGUGUGAUGUUUGCCAGAAUCCAGAUGGUGAAGACGGAAAUGAAAUGGUUUUUUGUGAUCUCUGCAAUAUAUGUGUACAUCAAGCCUGUUAUGGUAUCGAUGAAAUUCCCGAUGGUGAUUGGCUUUGUAGAUCUUGUCAAGAAUUAGAUACCAAUAAAAAGAAACCUCUUUGUGUAUUGUGUCCGAAUGUAGGCGGAGCAUUAAAACCGACAACCAAACUAAAUAAAUGGGCACAUGUAUCCUGUGUAUAUUGGAUACCUGAGGCAAAGUUUAUUGAUUGUAAUAUACUCGAACCUAUUGAAAUUAAAUCGAUUCCAAAUUGGCGAUGGAAUCUGGUUUGUUCGCUUUGUAAUAUUAAAAAAGGUGCUCCCAUCAUUUGUGCCGAAAAAAAUUGUCGUUGUUCAUAUCAUGUAACCUGUGCAUUUAAACAUAAGUUAAAAAUGAAAAUUGUUUUGACCGAUGAAAAAUCUGAAAUUCGAUUGAAAUCAUAUUGCGAGAAACAUUCAAAACAAUGUACCAGCCAAAAAAAGAACAAUGACACUAAAAUUAACGAAAUCGAUUUUUAUGCCGGUUCCAUUGGAGAAAAUGCUAAUGAAACAGAUGGACAAGAUAAAUUGAAUGCACAACAAUGUGAAUUUUGGAAAUAUAUCGAUGUCAAUCAAAUUUGUCAAGAGAUCUCUCAAAUCUAUAACAAUAAUGAUAGCAUCAUAGGAAAUAAUAGCGAAAUUUUUUCAGUUGUUAAAAAUUAUUCUGUUAAUCAAACAUCAUUGAACCAGAUUGUACAGUUGAUAUAUGAAUAUUGGAAGUUGAAACGUUUGGCCAAUUAUGGUAAUUCAUUGAUCAAAAUGACUUUCGAGGAAAAAUUCCAAGAACAAUUAAAAUCUCACAAAAAUCGAAUACUUUUAUUGCGUUAUCAUCUGGAACGAUUACGAACAUUAACUUAUAUGGUCUGUAGACGUGAGAAAAUCAAGCAGAAUUGGUUGAAUACACAGCGUGAGAUUCUUCAAAAGACAUCAAAUCUUGUCGACAAUCCCGAUCUUUCCAUUAAAUCGGAUGGUGGUCAAUCUUUAUCGAUGGAACAUCAAAAAUUAUUCUCCAAAAUAAUAACACAUCAUUCAAUUUAUCCGGAAAAAUCUGAUUCUAAUGUUUUAGAUCGAAAUUCGACCGAAAAAAUGCCAGUUGCGCAACAUGCCAUUAAUAAUAAUCCCGAAACUGAAGCUACGACUUCAGCCAUCACAAAGCGUCGAUCUUCUGAAAAUUCAAUAACAAAUAGUUUGCUUAGACAAUUAAAACGUUUAAAACGAUCACCGAUUUCUAAACAAAAUCCAUAUGCAAGAGUAUAUUUAAAUCCUACAAAAUCAAGAAAGUCUACCCUAUCCAAUUGUAAUAGUCAAGAAGAAGAAACGACCGAAGGAUCAUCUAUCGACAAAUAUCAUGAGAUUCUUGUAAAUUCUGAUAAAUCAGACUUUGAAGAUGAUAAAGUAGUAAAAAAGCAGCUGUCGAAAAAUAACCUCUCAAAUAAUACAACUAUUACACCAUUACUGAAAUGUUCGUAUGAGAAUGGUAAAAAACUUAUGAAUACUCAGCUACAAAAACCGAUCGUUUGCCUUUCAAUAAAUGGCGAUGAAAAUGAAAAUAUAGAUUCAAAUGAAAAAAUCAAUAAUUCGAAUGGCGAUAUAGAUCAUCAUCAUUUUUCUCCUACAUCAAAAAUAUCCAAUUGCCGUAUGAUUAUCCGAACGGGAACCGAUGAUCGUUUACCAUUGUCACAGAAUGGCAACAAUAACAAUAAUAAUAAUCAUCAUCAGUACAAAAAACUUAGACAUCAUGAUCAUCCAGAUUCGACCGAUACAUCGUCUUUGAGUAGAAAAUAUCCUCUUCGAAAUAAAGUCAAAUAAAAUUUAUUUUUUGUUGUAAAUAAAAACUUAUUUAAAAUUGUUAUCAAAUUAA